GUUGAAAAGAGGAAAGACUGAAACGUCAAAAGUUUCCAAAUGUUGAAAAGUCUGUCUGCCACAAGAGGAAAUUUGUUUGGAAAGUUAUUUUGUGUUAGAAAUUGUGAAAAUAAUCGAUUUUAAAGGCUCACAAUUUGUGCAGCAUCGAAAGUUCUUUCCUAAAAGUAUGGAUUCAACGUAGAGGACCAAAGGGACUGGUUACGUGCGACGAUUCCUCCUGGUGAUCUGGGCUGAUCAAAACAAAAUGGAUCCCAGCGGUGAUUACGAUUUCAGCAGGAUCUGUCGCUCCUGUCGAAAGGAGGACCACUAUGCACAGUCUAUUUUUGAUUCCGUCGGCAGCAAUGGGGUCAUGUUGCAUCAAAUGCUGGCAAGCUGCAUCCACAAGCAGAUUAACCAAAACGAUGGUUUACCGGAGCGUUUGUGCCAGAAAUGUGUGUGGGAUGUCACGGCCGCAUAUGAUUUUCAACAACGGUUUGUUGAAAGCGAUUCCCUGUUGCGAGAAUACGCAUCCCGUCGUAAGGUUCAUCCUGAUCCCGCCUCGGACGAUUUGACCAUUGACGGAAAUAUGGCGGUCAAAUUGGAGGUGAUUGAUAUUAAGCAGGAGUUUCCAUUUGGUGAGCUGGAUCCUCUGCAGGAACAGCAUGAGAGGGACCAGAUGCAACCGGCUGUUUUGCAACCAAUCGCCGUGAUGGAUGUUGACGAAGGAGAGUACAUGGAGGCGGAUGUGGAUCCGACUGGGUUCGAUCAGUACAGCGAUAUGGAUAACAGUGCGGGGAAGGAGAGUUCAGAUGAUGAAGACAGUAAGCCACUGAUGUCGUUGAUAUCGGAGGAGAGUAAAGCUGAAAUGGAAAGAUUGAUUGCGACCGUCGUAGCACAGGCAGGUGUGACACUGGACGCCAACUCAACGACCUGUCCAAUCUGUUUGAAGGAAUUUCCAAGGAAAUAUCAUUUGAAUCGUCAUAUGCGCUGCCACGUGGACACUCCGCAAUUUGUUUGUGAACUCUGUAAUACAAGUUUUACACGACGAGAGCAUCUCCAUCGUCAUAUGAAGACCCAUGAUCCAUCAGAGAAAAAAUUGCAGUGCCCGCAGUGCAAUAAGCGAUUUAUCCGGAGGGAUCAUAUUCGGGCCCAUUUAAAAACUCAUAACAUGACGCCGGAAGGAAUCGAAGAAGUAAUGCAAUCAUUCCCGAUAGAAGCUACGGAACGAAAACGGGGAGACAAGGAUGGUGAUUCGGGAUCGACAGGUCCUAAGGAGUGUCAUGUAUGUGGCAAAAAGUUCAUGCGAGUACUUCGUUUGCGGCAGCAUAUGUUGGUCCACGAGAGCGAUAUCGAGUGUGAGCAUUGCGAUCAAAAGUUCGCGGCUGUGGCCUAUCAGGACUACAAGAUCCAUAUGGAAGCGAAUCACCCCGGGCUACCGGUACAACCAGAGAAAAUAAUUGAGGAUGAUGGUUCAGACCGUCCGUACAAAUGCGAUCUGUGCGAUCGGGCAUUCCAUCGUAAGACUCAUCUGACUCGUCACAUGACCAUGCAUGAAGCAAGCCGACAGUUUGAGUGCAGCGUUUGCCAUAAAGGAUUCAACAGAAAGGACAAUCUCCAGACCCACCUGAAAAUGCAUGUUAAGGAUGGUGUGUUGAUGGAAGAGCAGCUGCAGCAAAUAGUCGAAGAGAAAGAAAGGGAAGUGAAAUUGGCUGUCGCCCGAGGUGAGAAACUCAAGAAGGACGGCGAUGAUGAGUACGAUGACGAUGAUGGCAUAGAUGACAUCUUUAAGAAGCCGGAAUUGGCGGAAUCGAUGAAACGAAAACAGUGUCCCUUCUGCAGUCGUACUUUUGGCCGGUUCUAUCACCUCAAGCGGCACAUGAAGCUGCAUGGAAUUGGAGUGGAUCCAAACGAGAGGGCCAAAGACGACCUCGAAGAUAUAGAUGACAAAAUGAAAGCAAUUUGUCGCAUUUGCGAUGCCACAUUUGAUAAAAUAGCGCUUCUAAGAAACCAUCUUCGUGACCACAUGAAACCCGAGAGCUUCAACGAGCUAAAUAUUCGUUCAAAACCGUACUUGUUUGAGGAAGGCUUCAUCGCCGAAAACUAUGUCGAAUAUCUGGUGCAGAAGGUUUGCACGUGGAACGUUAACCGUUUGUACAUGAUCAUCGAACCGGAGGGAGAGGAAUUGACUCUCAGUGAUUCGGACUCUGAACCGGAGGAAGGCGAACCGCCUCUUGAAGGCAUUAUUCGUCGGGAGCACACAUGUUUGGUAUGUCAUCAGACUUUCCCACGAAUCAAGCAGAUAAUGGAACAUGCCCAAAGCGCGCAUCAGACGGAAGAAUUGCUGAGCUGCAUGCACUGUUCCCGUACGUUCCCGAGCAACGAACUUCUGCUGCGCCAUUCCAAGCUACAAUGCGAAAAUCAGCACAAAAAGUUCUUCUGCAACUUCUGCGGCGAGCGGUUCAUGUGGCAGAACAGCCUCAGCAGACACACCCGGCAAAAGCACGAUCAGAAGGACCACAAGUUCUUUUGUGAAGUGUGCCAUCGAGGGUUCGCCCGGAACGAACAUCUGCUGCGCCAUUACCGGGUGCACGAUCCGUCGGAGAAAAAGUUCGAGUGUCCCCACUGCCAUAAGAAGUUCAACCGAAAGGACAACCUCCGGUCGCACAUCAAAAUCCACACGCGGGGUCCGAAUGAGGUUAAGGAACCGACCCAUCUGUGUGUACUGUGUGGCAAGAGUUUCACCACUUCGUUCAACUAUACCGUGCACAUGCGGAGACACACCGGAGAGCGGCCGUACAAAUGCGACAUCUGCGGAAAGGGCUUCCCUCGAACGCUCGACAUGCAAAGUCAUCGACGGACGCAUACUGGAGAAAAACCUUUCAGUUGCGAAACUUGCGGGAAAAGUUUUUCAAGGUCCUGCCGUUUGGUUCUUCACAGGAGAGUACACACCGGAGAAAAGCCAUACAAGUGCACCUACUGCGAAAGGGCAUUCGCACAACCGAACGAUCUUACGCUGCACAUCCGGCGGCACACGGGCGAAAAGCCGUACGUAUGCGGAAUCUGCAACGAACGGUUCAUCCAGGGGACGGCGCUGCGGGCCCACCAGCGAACCGCCGGUCACUACGAAGAACGCAAAUAUGAACGUUACACGCUGGCGUCACAAUAGUUCGAUUUUAGUGUUUGUGUAUUUUUCCUCUAGGCAUAAUGUAAGUGUCCCUCUACAUAUAACUUAUCGUAAAUGCUUUACAAUUGUGGGAAGCGUGAGUCAAGCAUGGCAUUUGGAGAUGACCUCCUUCGAAAUUAACUUUUUAGGAUGUCCUGUGAUCGGUUUGCGUUGAAAGGGCGAUACAAUUCUAUGGCGACUUCUGAAGCAUUUCACAGAAGCUGUGAGUAAGAAUUGUUGUUGUCUCUUUUAAAUGGUCACUUUACUUCUGAUUCACGUGUGCAAGUGGGAGUAUCAGCGUGAUAAAUUGACUAUAAUAAAGUAUUCAAAGACAUCACAUAUAUAAAUAUCUAUCGAAUAUUGCUGCUUCAGGCAUCGCAGAUCUGUA
Armigeres subalbatus is the source of this 3530-nucleotide messenger RNA. Its product is annotated as zinc finger protein 420-like. The record is from RefSeq and is a predicted model, not a curated record. The coding region runs from base 245 to 3145 and encodes 966 amino acids. NCBI's taxonomy places the organism in Eukaryota, Metazoa, Arthropoda, Insecta, Diptera, Culicidae. Gene Ontology annotation, cellular component: nucleus. Gene Ontology annotation, molecular function: zinc ion binding. The transcript is spliced from 7 exons.